Camponotus floridanus (Florida carpenter ant) is the source of this 2033-nucleotide messenger RNA. RefSeq names its product inhibitor of growth protein 3 (gene Ing3). Bases 327 to 1526 code for a protein of 399 amino acids. Lineage: Eukaryota; Metazoa; Arthropoda; Insecta; Hymenoptera; Formicidae. Gene Ontology annotation, cellular component: NuA4 histone acetyltransferase complex. Gene Ontology annotation, biological process: regulation of DNA-templated transcription. The record is from RefSeq and is a predicted model, not a curated record. The transcript is spliced from 6 exons.
ACGUGUAACAUGGCGAAAUGACAAUGCCUCAAAUAAUCCAAAAUCGAGCCGCAUCAUCCUAAAGGGAUCGUGCUUCGCAACUUUGUUAUUAUGCCAAUCGCGCAUUUUCGAAAACCCCUCUCCGACAGGCCUUACCUCUACAGGCGUCGGGAGCGUUAAAAGCGCCUCGAAAUAUGCGGAGGCGGAGGGGUUGGACACGCGCGGGCACGCUUUCGGUCGGGCGGUUCUUUCCCCGGAGAAUUCACGCGAAAUUGCACGAUUUCCCGGCAACGGGCGGCAAGUACUAGUCGAGUAUACUGAUCCUGGACGACCGGCGACGCGGGAAGAUGCUCUACCUCGAGGAUUAUGUCGAAAUGAUCGAGCAUCUUCCACAAGAGUUGAGGGAUCGAUUUACCGAAAUGAGAGAAAUGGAUCUAGGUGUGCAAAAUUCCAUGGAUAGUCUGGAGAAGAAAGUAAAGACAUUGUUUUGCAAUGCGAAAAAGAUGAAACCCAGUGAAAAAGAGGCGGAAUAUGAGGCUAUUAGAAGAGAAUACUACAAGACCUUAGAGGAUGCCGAUGAAAAAGUGCAUUUAGCUAAUCAAAUGUACGACUUGGUAGACAGGUAUCUAAGGAGACUCGAUCAGGAACUGCACAAAUUUAAGAUGGAACUGGAAGCGGAUAAUAAGGGCAUUACCGAAAUCUUGGAGAAGAGAUCUUUGGAACUAGAUCAACCUCCUACAAAUAGUAGCCAAAAAGAAAAUCGUUACAAUUUUACAUCAAGCAGAACACGAGAUAAUCAUAGCCAUUCUCGUUCAGAAAAACGGCGAGACUCCAACGCGUCUUCCACAUCUGUCGAAAAGAGACUGGCGAUUGAAAAACUGCCGGCGACAACGAGUCUGCCAGAAUCGCGGCCAGCGUCUGCGAAUUCCGGACCUAUUAUCGCAACGAACAAUGUUGCGCCGGCGCCAGCGACUAUCGCCAAUUCCGUAGGCUCGGUAUGUUACAAUCUCGGUCACAUCGGGGCAGGUGGUAAUGCAAUCGCGGCGGCCGCGUCGCAAGCGAUUGCAGCCACGCAGUCGAUGCAACAAGGCCGACGGUCAGCCAGUUUGAAGGCCAGCUACGAGGCCAUUAAUACUGGUGGUGUACACGCCGCGGAAUUUAGCAGGGAAUUGGCCGGCGCAGCGCAAACUGCUAUCGCAGCAAUUCAAGAGACCACAAAGAAGCAUAAAAAGAAAGUGACUGCCACUGUACCGAGUUCAAGCGUGAUCGCAGCCACGGUUCAACAGCCUGUAUCGCCACCGGUAGUAACUACAACUAUGCAAGUAGUGGAUCCAGACAAUCCGGAAUGGACAUGCGAUCCUAACGAGCCACGCUAUUGCAUAUGUAAUCAAGUGUCAUAUGGUGAUAUGGUCGCUUGCGACAAUUCAGACUGUCCCUUCGAAUGGUUCCAUUACGCUUGCGUGGGCAUCAGUGCACCACCAAAGGGUAAAUGGUACUGUCCCCAGUGCACAUCUUCGAUGAAGAGACGCGGCGGGCGGAAGAACUGAUUAAAUAGAAAGAAAAAGUGGAAGAACGUUGAUCAUGUUGAGAAAGCAUCGCUGCUACUACCUCUUAGACACUGUCCGUCUUGUAUUGAUUUAGUUAGGAAGUCUUUAUUAGAAGCUCUUAUUAAGUAUGACUUUUUCAAUAUGUUGUUCCGAAUUCGAGUCAUCUUUCGACUUUCGGACUCUUUUUUUUCUGAUCGAUUGAAUAUACAUCGAAACGACAAUGUUAUAGAAUGGUUAUAUAUCGAAAUAUAAACAUUUAAUGAAGAUGUUUUUUGAAUUAAAAAAUUUUUUUAAAUAUUUUUUGUGUGUUUUCGCUUUCUGCCAUUUACUUCGGAGCAAUAAAGAAAGCGAGACAAGAUGAAUACAAGAUUUUGAAAAUAGAGAAUCGUUAUAAUAUAUUCUUUCGACAAGUUUAAAAUUGAUUAAUCUCGUCAAGAAUUUAAAUUCUUACUUAAUUAUCGAAUAGCGAAAGUUUCCUGGCAAAUUAGGUUAUAAAUAAAUAAAUUU